AUGUCUUUUUCAGAUAUUCCUCAGGGCACUCGAGUAUGGUGUUACUACACAAACUGGGCACAGUACCGACCCGGUGACAUGAAAUACACUGUUAAGGACAUGGAUAUUUCCCUGUGUACACAUGCAGCCUUUGCUUUUGCAGUCAUGUCGAAGCAAAAUACUAUAAAAGCCUAUGAAUGGAAUGACGAGGACACUGCUUUCAGAAAAGGAAUGUAUUCCAAAUUCACUUCUCUUAAAAAUCAGUACCCGAACCUCAAAACGUAUUUGUCUGUUGGUGGGUGGAAUUUUGGAGCGGCACCCUUCACCUGGAUGGCCAGUUCAAGCAGCAACCGAACAGCGUUCAUCAAAUCCACAAUACCAUUCUUACACAAAGGUUCUCUUCUUGGUGACCAAACUCCCUUCUUUCUUCAUUUAUUUUCCUCCCGUUCGCCUGGAAAUUACACCUUUCUUUUACGGCCGCUAAAAGGUGAAAAUUUACUUAAACACGCGCUAAAACACUUUUUGAAAACGCACGUGUUUGCUCCUUCUUCUCAAACGGCUUUAGCUCCAAACUCCACUUAUGGACUUAAUUUCAACUUUACUUUCUGGGGCUUCUUCGAGAGGACUUUCUCUGAAGGAGAAAUUUGCCCUCAGCAACUUUGUUUCCCAUGCAUCCUUCACUUAUGGGCAAACGCUGCCUGCCUUUUCAGCAGGGAAAGAGAAAACGAACCUCUUCUUUCUAAGCUGUCUCGUUUCCAACUGCUUUUAAGGUACAGUCCCAAUUCUCCCUUCCCUUUCAAAGCGGGGGGGGGCGGUUCACCUUUGAACCGUCCAAUCACAGUCCAUUAA
Messenger RNA from Acanthosepion pharaonis, 828 nucleotides. NCBI's taxonomy places the organism in Eukaryota, Metazoa, Mollusca, Cephalopoda, Sepiida, Sepiidae. The record is from the annotation of a GenBank genome assembly.